AAACUUAGCAUAAAUUAAGAAAACAAAGAAAAUUUUAACUACUUCAAGAUAACAAAUGUAGUUAUAAAGAGAUUGCAAAUGUUAAAUAUCAGUAUAGUGCGAGCUUUACACUAAAGAGUUAGUGUUCAUACUUAUAAAUGCAAUCAUUUUAAUGAUUACGGAAAAGUUAAACAGAAAUCUGUGAAUUUUGUUAUUGUUAGAAAAUUUCUUAUCAUUCUUGUUAUCAACAAAAUAAGUGCGUAAUUAGUAUUUAAAUAAUGGAAUCUCCAUCGAGGAACCCUCUCUUACUCACUCACGAUAAUGAAGAGUUGAGUGACAGUGAAGCUGGUGAUAACAAUCCAGAAAAUCGUUCUGGAUCUCAACAAGAGAUUAAAGAAUCUUUCAGAAGAAGUUCAAGCAUGCCUGUUGAUAGAUUCAACUUCGCUUAUAUUGCAUUCUAUAUUUUAGGAAUGGCAACUUUAUUGCCAUGGAACUUUUUCAUGACAGCUGAAGAAUAUUGGCAAUAUAAAUUCCGUAACCUGACAAGUAACAAUACUGACAUCUUAACACCACGACAGAUUCAGUUCCAGCCUGACCUUGCUAUGUGUUCAGCAAUUCCCACCACACUUUUCUUAAUACUCAACGCAUUUUAUAGUCACAAGGUCUCACUUAAGCUUCGCAUGGUUGGAUCAAUUGUUAUAAUUCUUUUGCUGUUUUCUGUAACAACAGCGUUUGUUAAAGUCGACACUGAUGGUUUUCAGAAUCCUUUCUUUUAUUUCACUCUGUUGAUAGUUUUUAUUGUCAACAUUUUCUCAGCAAUUUUAUCUGGAGGAUUGUUUGGAAUCGCUGGAAUGUUUUCGAGUGAAUAUAUAAGUGCAGUGAUGAGUGGACAAGCGCUUGGUGGGGUUUUUACAGCACUGGCUGAAGUCAUUUCUAUUACAUUUACUACAGCACCAACAGUCAGUGCUUUUAUCUACUUCAUGGUCGGAACAGGAAUGCUCGUCCUUUCACUCUUCCUUUAUUUAUUCGUCUCGAAGACUCUUUUCUUCAAGUUCCACGUUAAUCAAUCGCAUGUCAAGGCAAACCAUUUCUCUGUUAACACCGACACCAGUCCUUUAUCAUCGCCAGCUGUUACAGCAACAACACUCGCGACAAUCAAUCGAAAUUAUCUUCAACCAAAUUGGCGUAAAAUUUAUGAUAAAAUUUGGGUUCACGGAUUCUCUGUUUGGCUUGUUUUUGUUACAACUUUGAGUGUUUAUCCAGCUAUAACAGUUUUGAUAACUUCUGUCAAUCGUGGACAUCAUCAUGCGUGGAAUGACAUUUACUUCUUACCGGUUUUAAAUUACUUACUUUUCAAUGCUGGCGAUUACAUUGGAAGAAUCUUAUCUGGAUGGAUUAAAAGACCGAAAAACAAACCAAAGCUCGUUGCUUUCUUAACAGUGUUGAGAGUUGGCUUUGUGCCAGCAUUUCUACUUUGCAACAUAACACAAAAGCAUCCGCUUCCCGUUCUUAUUUAUUCUGAUGAAGUUUUCAUCUUACUUAUGACAUUUUUUGCUAUUUCAAACGGUUACAUCGCCAACAUCAGCUUGAUUUAUGCUCCCACUGUGGUCGAAGAGCAUGAAAAAGAGAUGACGUCAUCGAUGAUGGCUGCAUUCAUGGGAAUUGGACUUACAUUUGGUUCUGCCAUAAGUUUUGUUCUCAUACAAUUUGUGUCUUAAGCCAUUCAACUGAGCUUUACACUUUCAAACCAUGGACCAAGUCAUGUUUAUAAACUUUUUUUUUGAUAUUUUAUUUUAUUGUUUGCAAUACGUCACUUUUUCGUAUUAGCAAGUAAAAGUACAGGGAUGUGUAGGAAAUGUCCAUAAGUUGUUAACCAUUGACGAGAAUUUUUAUUUCUUAUCAGGAAAUCGACAAAACUUAAAAAAAGACGUGAUUUAAUUUCCGUACAGACCCAGUUAAGUAAUCUUAUAAAUUGUGAUAAUUUGACUGACUUCAACUUUGUUCUUGUGGUAAUAAUUUAAAGCUUAAACAAUCCUUUUUCUUCAAUAAAUGUCAAUCGGAAGCUUUCCGAUAAAAUAUCGAUCAGAAUUUUCUUUCCACUUACCACAAGAAGGAAAUUAAUCGAACAAUUUCAUAAUCCAAAAUCAUGCUUAGAUCUGUGAAUGAAAUCAAAAUAUAAGAAAUAUCAAAACGUAGUUGAAAAUUUACGUAGUAAUAUCGCUAAUGUAGAAACAAAUUAUACAAAUAUCUGAAUAAAGUGUAACUAUUUGUUGAACAUAUUUAUCAAAUCAAAUGAAAUUCAAACGAAAAAUUUCUAAGGCUUAUCACUUCACAGAAUGCAUUGUCAUUGUAAAUAUUGAAUAAUCAAAGACGAUGAAUGAAAUCGAGAAGUUUAUUUUGUGUGUGAUAUGUGAGAAGAAUACAAAAAAGUUUUUUAUUUUGUUUUGACGUUCAGGUAGCAAAUGAUGGAGAAGAAAAGUUUACAG
This is a messenger RNA of Clunio marinus, 2465 nucleotides long. The record is from the annotation of a GenBank genome assembly. Lineage: Eukaryota; Metazoa; Arthropoda; Insecta; Diptera; Chironomidae.